Molecule: messenger RNA, 6218 nt
Organism: Pristis pectinata (smalltooth sawfish)
Lineage: Eukaryota; Metazoa; Chordata; Chondrichthyes; Rhinopristiformes; Pristidae
Gene: stk11ip
Product: serine/threonine kinase 11 interacting protein
Exons: 26
Coding region: 345-3953 (1202 amino acids)
Biological process (GO): intracellular protein localization
Cellular component (GO): cytoplasm
Molecular function (GO): protein binding
Source: RefSeq, a predicted model, not a curated record
AGCUUUGUGUGAAAGCAACUGUUCCAAAACUGCCGUUGUCUCUUCCUCCAGAGUUUCUGUUGGAGAGCUGUGGUCGUCGGGCAGGGGAUUGCUCAAUCUGCAGUUGCCAAGAAGUGCCAUCGGGCAUUAGGUUGCUUGAUGAUAUCUGCUGUGUUGGAUAUCACAACUGAUUCUGCCUCUAUGCUGAUUCAAUGUCAACGUGUAUUAAACAUCAUGACAGAUUUUGAAAGAACAGAGAAGAAACUGUUCAUAGACGAUGCAGAUUGAAGGAGAUUUUUUCUGUUAAAAGAACAAUUGGGCGAAGAGAAGCUAAAUUGCUGUGAUCCAGAAGAGGAGCUAGAACAAUGGCAUCCAGAGCUGGGGAGGAGGUGUUUGUGCAAAAUUUGACAAAGCUGCUCCGAAACUAUGGUGACUCUGUGCUGAGCGGGACAAGUACUCUCUCCCUGUUGACCAUUGGCCUGCAGAUUCUCCACCAACUCUUUGAGCAGCAUCUCCUGGCCCGCAAGUACCAGCAUGGAUUUGUUGCACUUCCCUCCCACCCGUCUGACACUGCCUCAGUCCUGGACGUGCAGUUCCUUUUCGAUGUGUUGCAAAAAACCAUCUCACUGAAGUUGGUGCAUCCCCCAGGACCCAACCUCCAGACACCUGUCAAGAUCUUUGCUUUUAAAUCUCUCCGAUUCUUAGAGCUGAAGCGGGUUCCCCCUCACUGCUUGGAAGGACUGCGGGGUGUCUACACACGGCUGGAGAUCCUUGUUUGUUCAUGCUGCAUCAACACCAUCGAGGAGAUUAUCUCUGUCUGUGGUGGUGAUCUGAGCUCUGCCCUCCCCUGGCUGGACCUACACACUCUCAACUUCAGCAACAACUUCAUCACCUCGCUCGACAACUCACUGGGGCUGCUCAACGUGCUCCGGACUCUGGACCUGAGCCACAAUCGAAUCCGGGAAUGUGCGGAGAAUCUCACGCUGCUGUCUGAACUGGAAUACGUGAAUCUGAGCUACAACCUCCUAGAGAAGGUGCCAGUCUUCAACUCCUGCUCCCGGGUGCAGCUGGUCACCCUGCUCCUUCGGAACAACGAACUGGACGAUAUCGGUGGAUUGGAGCAGUUGUCACACCUGAAGUGCCUGGAUCUGGCUUACAACGUGAUCUCUGAACAUGCAAAUCUUGCCCCACUCUCCCAUCUACACAGGCUUAAGGAGCUCUUCCUUGAAGGGAACCCAGUGUAUUACCUGAAAAAUCACCGAGCCUGCACCAUCUAUCACCUUUCUCCCAAAGCUGCCUUCAUGCGUCUGGUUUUGGAUGGAGAGCCAGUCACUAUGGCAGAACUUAAUUACCUCCCGAAGUCUGGCAGGCUCAUUGGGCGUCACUCUCCUCGGGGCAGCGUACUCAAGAAUGUUCUGGAGUCCUCAACACCCAGUGACCACAAUGAUUGCUUACCUUCACCAGACAGUGUUGGUGGCCCACUCACAAAGAAAAAGAGCAAGGUCAAGGUGCGGGCUGCCAGUAUCUCAGAACCGAGUGACAGCGACCUGGAGGUCCGGAAGAAGGUGGCCCCAUCUCACAUGGUCUUGCAGCAUCAGGAAGACAUUAAGAGAAUGGAUGAGCUGCGGGGACAGAUCGGUGAUGACUGGCUGCGUUACCAGCACUACCUCAAUAGCCCCGACGAGGAGGUGAGGCGAGAGCCGGCAGUCAGCAGCUCUGCCAAGGACGAAGCCGACACCUCCGCCAGCAUCCUCAUGGGCAGCGGCAGCUUGGGGGACGUCUCUGAGGAUUCGGCUGACCCUGGCAAGGGGGAGGAGGCAACCCUCACCACCACUCUCCAGGACGACCAGGGGGAGUGCACCCCCUCCAGCUACCUCGCCCCCGAGGAUGGGGCUUGCGCUGAUGAAUCUGUGACGAUAGUGGAAAAAAGAGAAGAGGAGCCUGUGAGAGACGUCUGUCAACCUUUCAUCGUGGGCCGUGUGGUGGAAGAGGAUCCUGACCUGGAAAACAGCUGGAUAUUCCUGAGGGUGACGGAGGACGAGCUGCUGGAGGUGGACCUGAUGAAUGCCGACAUCCUGGAGAGGCUGGAGCUCAGCACCCUGACUGCCAUCCACACUGCCGAGGAGUUCUGGGAGGAAAAUAAUUCUGAGUGUUGCCUUUCUCGGCAGAGCAGAGGCCGGCUUCUCCCUACAGUGGAGUGCUGCUUCAGCUACAUUCGCAGGGAUAAACGCAAGAGGAAGUAUGUGAUCAUGGACACAAAUCCCCAGGAGGCCUCUCAGACCCUGAUUAAGAUCCUGACCGAAGCAUUGGAAGCCAAACAGCAGUCGGAAUCGGAGGCUUUCUCCAGGCUCCAGUGCCUAAAGUGCCGGCAUGAGUUCGAGGAGCUCCAGAAGACCAGUCUGGUCUCUGGGAGUCCGGCCAUUGGGCGAGAGGGUAACCUGGACCACCCAGAGAUCGAGGAUUCCUCGCCGGCCUUGCCCCCCUGCCCCAAGUGCGCGAGCGAUCACGUGAUCAUUCUGCCGACCAAGAUGGAAGUGCGCACCAGUACGCCAGUCCUACCCGAGGAAGGGGAGCCCAGACAGGACCUCGCGAAGAUCCCAUCCGUGGACACCGACCCCACUGGGAGCCUGAAGAGCGUUGAAUCCUUGGGUGGAGCGAGUGUGGACAUCAAGCCGGAUGCACCGGGCGAUGAGUCUCUGGCUGCUUUGAGCACGGACCCCGAGAACUGUGGCUUUGCUGUUGGGAAGAGUGCCAGCUUCUACCUGGAGUGCGAGCACAGCUACAGCAGCAUCAGCACCAGGGACGGGAGCCGAUUGUCGGACAGCUCGGGGGGCGUGGAGCCUGUGCCUGGGGCGUCGGACCUCUCCGCGCUCAGGGUUACCAGGGUCACCUCCAGCCCUGGCUUGUACGGCACCCAGCUCAGCCAGAAGGGAAGUACCAACUCACUGAGUGGCAGCUUGACGUGGAGUUACCGCUACAGCACACCUGUGGGGUCAACACUGACGCGCAACUCCCCCUGCUCUGAUGGCGCAGAGGAUACCUCCGGACCAAGCAAAGGAGCUGAUUUCAAUCUGUCUGUCGAAGAUUUUCAGACCAUUGACCAUAGGCUGAAACUUUUUCUUGAUGUUGAGAUCUUCAGUGAGGAUAAGGAGGAAUACCAGUGCUUCGUCAAGGCAUCCACUGUGAAAUUCGGGAGCCCUGAAGAGUACGCCUCAUUGCUCAUUAUGUCGAACUUCAACGUCUACAUUUUGGAGAUCACUGGACUGCCCAGUGGCCAGCCAUCCAACUGGCUGAGAAAGCGGGAGGUGCAUCUGAUCCAGGACCUGGUCUACCUACAGGUGGGCCUCCGCAACCAGAGUAUCGGCAUGGAAUUCGAUAGCUCAGGCAGCUCCUAUACUCUGCUGAUCAGAAAUCCAUCCAAGUGCAAGAACUUUAUCCAGUUUUUCACAGACAUGGUCCGGGAGUUAACUCCAAAAUCAGUCAGCAAACUAAAGUCUAUCUCCUUCACCCGAAUGGACCCACAGCACAAACUCUGGCCUCUCAUCCAGGAGCAUCCCACGGCCGAUUCAACGGAGGGCAAGCGUCCCAAUUACCUGUAUGUGCUGGCGUUCCUGCUUCAAGAUGACGUCCUUUCCCCAGUCACCAUGCUUGCUACCUCAUCCACCCUGCACCUGCUGACAGAGGACCACCAGUGGAGGAAGGUGACCAGCAAGGCGGACAACCCUGCUCCGAGCGAGAUCCUAAUCAAAGAGUCGCAGCCCAUCAGCAACAUCAGCUCAGUCAGCCUCUACCAGUCCGCCCCACACGAUGUCCGGCUCCACAUCUACCACGAGGUGAGUCGCACGGAGAGCACGUGGCACCUGCGGACAGAGUGCGCCGAGCUGGUGAACGGGCUGGUGGCCUGGGUCCGCGAGUACUGGGAGGACAUGUUCGGCGUGGCCCUGAAAAUCACCGCUCACCAAGUACCAGACUAGACUGUGAAAGGCACAUGGACCUGGGGUGUGCUGGGGUUGGGGGCUACAAGUGAGGAGGGAAGUCCAUGGGAGAGGGUACAAAUCUACCACUCGUGAAGGGCCAAUGCAGAGAGGGGUUGUAUCCGCCUGGUGGCAAGGGCCCUCGACGGACAAUUUGAAUUAUCAUGGUCUUGAGAUGGCUCGACUUCAACCAGGGAACAUUUCCCUUGCCACAUCUACAAAAACAGGCGUUUGCUUAAGCUAGCUUUCCGAGCUGCUGAGCUUCAGUCACCCUGGUGGACUGGAUCAGUGUGCAGAAGGACUCCGGCAUAUCCAGCUGCAUUUUGCCCCAUUCCGGGGCAUGCUGCCUACGAUCUCCUGCAAAGGCAAGUUGCCCACCUCCUGUCCAAUGAGUAACAGGAGGCUUAGGCAGCCCUCGAGCCAUUCCCCAUACUCCUUUCCCCACCAAGAGUGUUCCAAGUCUACCACUGUUGAAGCUCGGCUCGGCAGGUGUUGAGAGAGAGUGGGAGCUGGGAUUUAUUGAAGCAGUAGGGGCAUUGUGUAAUAUUGUUCACUUUUAUACACUAGAUGUACUGUGGUGACCACCCACCAUCUCACUGUCCAUAAGGCUGAAGCCAUCACCUCCCCUUCAAGAGUGCACCUCUUCUUCCUGUUCACUCUAGACCGUUAUCCAUGCAUCUGAUCCCAGCUGCCUGCUAUGGGCUCCACACUAUCCACGUAAAGGAACCCGGGUUUCCCCAGGGAAGGUCUGCUCCCUGUCUGAAUCACUGGCCUCAGCUGCUGCUCUCUGCAUUAUGCGAGUCCCCCGAAUCUCAGUCCAGUUCUGCUCCCUGCAGAGGGUGAGUGGAGAGCUGGAUGGAGCCACACUGGCUCCCUGUUUAAAUGCUGAGUGCGAGGUCCAUGCAUCUCUGGAGAUGUAGAGGGAGGGGGAGCCAGGAAAGGUGUAAUACACUCUGUGAAUCUUGGUUCCAACGCUGCUUCCUACUCUGCCCCCUCCCUACAGUGGAAGCCUGCCUUCUCCUUCUGGGGAGCGGCGUGUUCAGCUCACGGUUCAGUGCACACUGUACAAGAGCCAGCGCUGAAAGGUGGGCAGUGGGGACAAGGGACCGUGCAGCCUGUGGUGUCCCUUGCCCCCGCCUGAAAGUGGGCGUCUGUUCCAGCCACAGCUGUCAAUGCCAUAAAAGUGCCUCUCACUCAGGCCUUUGUACAUGCAGCCCCCGCUGUGUUGCUGAUCUCUGGGCUUGACCACCUCCCCACCAGCUACCUCCCCCCCCCAAGGGGUAGGGGAGACACCAGAGUAACUCCUACCGGAUAGCUGGAUCAUCUCCCCUGACUCUGGUAUUUGGUGCCCAACCCUUCUGCCCCCACCACUGUUGCUGCAUCCCAGACAGACAUCCACCUAAUCCCAAUAUCCCUGGGUACUGGGAGUAGAGACCUUCCCCUUUCCCUGAAGCUGACCUCCAGUGCUAAAUACCUCUGGCUAUAUUGACUCAUUUUCUUUUAAAUAUGAUAUUGCUUGCUCCUCUGUCCCAGAAGACUCCAUCCUGGGGUCUGGGUUUAGUGGUCGGACCUGGGGACAGUGUGGGUGGGCCAACUGAGCUCCUCCCUCUAUCUCCCUCUCUCGCUCCCCACGCUACCUCACGUGGCUCCACAUUCACAAAGGCCACUCGGCCCACACGUUCGAUGCACCGACGUCGGAGGUAAGAGGGCACGCAUGAGAUCAUCGAGGUGCGAAGCCCUACACCUCCCCUGAACCACCUGCCUCCCACUCCAUCCUUGCACACCUUCCUUCCCCAUCUCAGGCGGGGAGCUUAAUGCAUGCGUGGCACUCACUGGUAACCCCACCCUGUGGGGCUAAUGAGGGACUGCCACGAUUGGCCAGUGGGGAGGAGAGAGGGAGAGACAUUGGGACAGGCCAUGUCCCUCAUCACUACCCCAGACCGCCUCCCCAUCACACCGACUGCUAGAGCACCCAAGCACUCUGAGCCACACGUCCCAACUGGAUAAAGUUUUUAAAGCAGGUCAUUUGUUUUACCCAACCCCCCACCCCCAGUCUCCCUGAAAUGGGGACACGAGCACCCACCUCUCUGAGAAUCUGUACAGGACGGUCAAUGUGUCAGGACUCUUGCACUGAUGCUGCAUUGUAUUUAUUUUAAAGUAUAUUUGCUACGUGGUCGAAAUGUUGAGUUGCAUAAGCCUGUAUUUUUGAUAACCAUGCCAAUAAAUUUCACUGUGAGGCUGUUCUGCAUGUGCUCUCCUGCUCAC